UAUCUCAUUUCUUGAUAGACCUCUUCCUGAAGUAGUCCAGAAAAAACUCUGUAUCGCCGUUUGAAUUAAGGCCUCACCAAACUUGAAUUAGACAAAAUGAUUCAAGUUUACAUUUAUUUCGUUAUAUUUUUCGUGCUGUGUUAUGAAUAUUCUGUUUUGGCCUAUCCACAAGGCGCUCCUGUCCGUACCGAAUCCUGUGUAAAUUUACAACCUGUCCACGUAGACCCACUGACAAAUCAACAAGUCCGGAACCAGCAGGGACAAACCAGACCAUACCGGAUUCUGGUCAGUCAACAGCAGUACCAAGCCUGUACGUCCACACAGCAAUGCGGUCUUCAACCUCUACAAGUAUCAAUUCAAGGACAGGGAGGACUAUUUCGAGGCUUUAUCAUCCAGGCUCGCACUCCAAACGGGGGGUCAAGGUCAUGGGGACAAUUUAUUCCUCUGCAAACGGGGGACUCCAAGGUCAUCCAAUGUCAGAAUGGGUUGACAUUGACCCACACUGCCAAUAACGACAAAAACAUAGUCCGUUUCGCUUGGAUUCCGGAACCAGGGAUGCGAGAGCAAGUGCAGUUCGUGGCAACAGUUGUUCAGAAUUUACGGACGAUAUACCCGGGCGUCUACUCCUCACAACUCCGCCCUGUUGGAGUUCCAAUUACAACAACGCCUGUGGCUCCGAUGACAUUUCGAACCCCCAGAACUCGGGAGCCGCAAACGACCACAGUACCGCGACCCACGACAACUAAACCGCCUUUGACUACUAACACGCCGGUGCAAACUACCAGCUCAGUAACACCUAUUCCUACUACUAAAUUUGCUUUCAAAACUACUACCUCUACUACUACUACUACUACGUACUUACCUGUGACGUCGACAACAAGACCAAUGACGUCAUCUACUAAGUCUACUACUACCAGCACCCAAUCUUCAGAAAGUAUAACCACAGCAGUUAUCAACAGUGCUCCAAUGAAAACGGCUGGAAUUGUCUCGCUUGUGACCUCUGUGAUCGCCAUUCUUUUGUAGAAGAACCGUACUGUCAGAAAAAAAGAAACAAGGGCAUAUUUACUGUGUUCAUAAACGAAUGUUUAAUGAAAAUGUCAUUUUGAGGCCUGCUGGAAGGUCUAUGAAGAAAGGCAUCGUCAUUACUAAUUGAUAUUUUGUUAUUUUGUGUUAAAAUUCAUUGCUGACUCACAGGCCUGGAAUCGGUAUGUUUACACGGCCUUUGUGAGAUACACGUAGUCUUAUCCUACACUUAUACGUGACGUGAGGCUCUGAAUCACGAGGACAACAGAUAUUGCUACAUGUAAAUGAUAAAAAAGAAUGGUUAUUGCCCGAAUCAUUAUAUAUUGCUGAAAACCUGUUCAUUACUAAACUGGAUUUUGAAUAAAUACAGUGUCAUACAAGUGUGA
Molecule: messenger RNA, 1409 nt
Organism: Ostrea edulis (European flat oyster)
Lineage: Eukaryota; Metazoa; Mollusca; Bivalvia; Ostreida; Ostreidae
Product: protein let-653-like
Exons: 6
Coding region: 97-1023 (308 amino acids)
Molecular function (GO): oxidoreductase activity, acting on metal ions
Source: RefSeq, a predicted model, not a curated record